Messenger RNA from Gadus morhua (Atlantic cod), 2939 nucleotides. Its product is annotated as aminolevulinate, delta-, synthase 2. NCBI's taxonomy places the organism in Eukaryota, Metazoa, Chordata, Actinopteri, Gadiformes, Gadidae. The record is from RefSeq and is a predicted model, not a curated record. The transcript has 10 exons. Gene Ontology annotation, cellular component: mitochondrion; mitochondrial matrix. The coding region runs from base 157 to 1929 and encodes 590 amino acids. Gene Ontology annotation, biological process: erythrocyte development; heme biosynthetic process; hemoglobin biosynthetic process. Gene Ontology annotation, molecular function: 5-aminolevulinate synthase activity; pyridoxal phosphate binding.
CCCCCCCCCCUGAUUGGCCUAUAGGCCCUGAGGAUUUAGCCCAGGCAAGCCCGAACAUUAAGGCGGCCUUGAUUACAACUGUUAUUGUUGUUGUUGUCAUGGUACUAUUUUGGACUAUUUUUGAGGACAUCCAAUAGCAAGAACAGCUUGAGUGCCAUGGCUGCCUUUCUACACCAUUGCCCCUUCCUGAAGUCGGCCCCAAAACCCGCUCUGCGGCGGACCGGCGCGGCUCUGCUCUCCCUGGCCGACCGGUGCCCCAUCAUCGCUCGCCAGAUCACCGUUAAAACCGACAUGUACGCCGCGCCCAGCCAGGCAGCGCCAAGGCACUGGGCUCUGGACCAGAGGCGGUGGUACGCCCAGUCCGCCGGCCAGGUCGCUGCGUCCCUGGCGAAGAGCUGUCCCUUCGUGGCCUCCGAAAUACGAGUGGUGCGGGCAAGCUCCGAGGUACAGGAGGACGUACAGCAGGACUACAAACCAGGUGUGAUGGCCUCUCUGCUGAACGGUCUCACGGGUUUGGUUCUCCAGCCGUCUCAGGGCCCUGCCGCCCCCACCGUCUCCCAGCUGCUCCAGGACAACAUCAUCAGCGGCAGCUACAACUACGACCGCUUCUUCGAGGACAAGAUCGCAGAGAAGAAGAACGACCACACGUACCGCGUCUUCAAGACCGUCAACCGCGACUGCGAGGUGUUCCCGUUCGCCGAGGACUACUCGCUGCCGGGGAGGGAGGGCGCCCGGGUGUCCGUGUGGUGCAGCAACGACUACCUGGGGAUGAGUCGACACCCACAGGUGCUGAACGGAAUCAGCGAGGCCCUGGAGAAGCAUGGAGCAGGCGCCGGGGGAACCAGGAACAUCUCGGGCACCAGCAACAUCCACGUGACCCUGGAGAGAGAGCUGGCCGAGCUGCACAGGAAGGAAGGCGCGCUGGUGUUCUCCUCCUGCUUCGUGGCCAACGACUCCACCCUCUUCACCCUGGCCAAGAUGCUGCCCGGCUGCGAGAUCUACUCCGACGCGGGGAACCACGCUUCGAUGAUCCAGGGCAUCAGGAACAGCGGCGCCAAGCGCUUCAUCUUCCGCCACAACGACAGCCAGCACCUGGAGGAGCUGCUGGCGCUCUCUGACCCCAAGACCCCCAAGAUAGUGGCCUUCGAGACCGUGCACUCCAUGGACGGUGCGAUCUGCCCCCUAGAGGAGCUGUGUGACGUGGCCCACCGCCACGGGGCCCUCACCUUUGUGGACGAGGUGCACGCCGUGGGGCUGUACGGGGCCCACGGCGCCGGCGUGGGCGAGAGGGACAACGUGAUGCACAAGCUAGACAUCGUCUCGGGGACCCUGGGCAAGGCCUUCGGCUGCGUGGGCGGCUACAUCGCCAGUAGCGCCGCCCUGGUGGACACCGUGCGCUCCUACGCCGCGGGCUUCAUCUUCACCACCUCGCUGCCCCCCAUGGUGCUGGCCGGGGCGCUGGAGUCGGUCCGUGUUCUGCGCAGCCCCGAGGGCCAGGCCCUGCGCCGCACGCACCAGAGGCACGUCAAGCACAUGAGGCAGCUGCUCCUGGACAACGGCCUGCCCGUCAUCAACUGCCCCAGCCACAUCAUCCCCAUCAAGGUGGGCGACGCCGAGCUCAACACCAUGAUGUGUGACGCCCUGCUGGAGAGACACAGCAUCUACGUCCAGGCCAUCAACUACCCCACGGUCCCCCGUGGAGAGGAGCUGCUCCGCCUGGCCCCCUCCCCCCAUCACGACGCCGCCAUGAUGGAGUACUUUGUGGAGAAGCUGGUGGAAGUCUGGCAGGAGGCGGGACUUCCUCUUGCCAACCAGACCAACAUUUCCUGCAAUUUCUGCGGCUCCGCGCUGCACUUUGACCUGAUGAGCGAAUGGGAGAAAUCCUACUUUGGCAACAUGGAGCCCCAAUACAUUACAAUGUCUGCCUAGUCCUUACCGCCCCAUCUUAGGCAUUACCAUGACCUCAUUGUCCCUAGCAUGAUAACCUAUUACUAUCAUUACCAUGAUGGCCUUAUCAUCACCAUUGGUCCUAUUCGUCUUUUUUUGCCAAAUGAUUACCAUGACAACCUAGUCAUUACCAUGUUUCUCUUGUCAUCACCAUGAACCUGUAGUCAUUGCCACCUCUGCCUUUGACAUUGUCUUCCUAAUCAUCACUCUGACAACAUAGUCAUUGACAUUACUGCCUAAUCCUCACCAUGACAUGAUGUCGUCAUUACCAGGUCUCUUCGCAUUGCCAUGACUUCCUAGGCGUUAGUCUGUCUAGCCAUGAACACUUCUGCCAACCUAGCCAUAGACCUUUGAAGAAUAAGUCCCGCUUCCGAGGCUCCGGUCCCCUCCGUCAAAUGUCUAUGGGAAAUAACAUUGGGCUUUUGAAAGAUCGUACAUAACAAACUCUGUAGGUGGCGAAGAAGUAAACGCUGUGUCACGUUUUGAACUACACACUUUUUCCAUGUAAUUUCGACUGGGUAUUUGGAUUGUCGGGGCCAGCAUUAAGUAGCAUUAAUAAUCGUUUACUACUUAAACGGCGCCGACAAUCCAAAAACCCAGUCGAAAUUACAUGGAAAAAGUGUGUCGUUCAAAACGUGACGCAGCCUUUAAUUCUUUGCCACCGACAUUUGUUAUGUUACAUGCGGGACUUAUUCUUCAGAGGUCUAUGACAACCUAGCCAUUGUAGUGUCUGCUUGUACCAGUAGUGCCUAGUCUUUACUCUACUGCCUAGUCAAUGUCACAAGUUCAUUUUAAAAUGAAAGUUUCAAUAAUAGUGUCCACUUUUCAAUUGGAUACAAAUCUUGAGGUGCUUGUAGAGAAAACUGGAUUACAGUCCCACAUCCAAUACACAUAUCAACAAUUAAAAAACAUUUUAAAUCAAAUGGUUCAUUUAUUUAUAUGCAUAAACGUUAACCUCAUGUGGUUCAUUGUAUAAAACAGACUACAAAACA